Messenger RNA from Hordeum vulgare subsp. vulgare (domesticated barley), 725 nucleotides. RefSeq names its product EPIDERMAL PATTERNING FACTOR-like protein 2. Lineage: Eukaryota; Viridiplantae; Streptophyta; Magnoliopsida; Poales; Poaceae. Gene Ontology annotation, biological process: guard cell differentiation; stomatal complex development. The record is from RefSeq and is a predicted model, not a curated record. The transcript has 2 exons. The coding region runs from base 104 to 487 and encodes 127 amino acids.
AGUAGACACAUCAAGUGCAGGUGGUUCAGGCAGGGCCUCUGGUCGUCCUCCCCUCUGCUUCACUUCACCUCACCUCUCUCUUCUCUGCCUUCCCUCCCACCCGAUGGCGCGCCGCCGCCAUGCCGUCGUGGUCGUCCUCUUCCUCGUGAUCCUCGCCUCCAGCGCCGCCGCCACCGAGGAGGAACGGGGCAGCGUGGGGGCGAUGAUGCGGCAGACGCUGGGGUCCCGGCCGCCGAGCUGCGAGGGGCAGUGCCGGUGGAUGUGCGGCGGCCGCCGGUGCGUGGCCGUGCAGGUGCCCGUCACCCCGCGCGACCUGGAGCAGCAGCAGCAGCAGCUGAAGAAGAAGAAAACGAAGAAGGAGAUGGAGAAGACGACAUCGCCGGCGGCAGGCCGAGGAGGAGGAGGGGCGGCGGUCCUGCCGUCCUCGUACGACGACCACUCCAACUACAAGCCGCUCGGGUGGAGGUGCAAGUGCCUCCACUCCUAGCCAGCUUGAUCGAUCGAUCACGCCAUGGAUGAUGCAUCAUGCAUGGAUCCUAAGCUACGUGUACCUUGCACGUACUUACGUAGUGGUCAGUGUAUAUGAAUCUGAAGCUUGGUUCCCAUGCUGCAUUGUCUAUGGGAAUGGAUCUGCAAACAUUGCUUUUGUGCUCUGCUCUUCCCUGUGUUCGAUUCGACCGUGUAAUUAAACGUCUAUUUCGAGCCAUCCAGUUAUGCUACUACUA